GCGGACGCGAGUAACGGACCUGGCGUCGCGCGGCGGCAGUUUCGCGCGCGGGGAGGAGGCGCCGCCUGGACCACGCGCGGGGAAGUGAAGCGCUGGCGCCAUUUUCGGGGACGGCGCACGCAACGGAGUUCAGUACCAGACACGAUGAAAGAGAAUUGUAGUUUUCAAUCUUUGUUCUUCAUUAGUUUACCUGAUCUUCGAAGCUUGUGUGGUACAACUGUGGUUUUAAACUGUGAUGAUGCUGAUGCAAAAACUUUGCAGACAAUAACAUGCAGGGAAUUGCUGUUUCAUUAUCCAGAUGUUCUUGCUGCUCCUGGAGAACAUAAAGAAGUUAUCAUAAUAAUGCCCAUACCAUUUUACAAAAUAGGAAAUAUUCAGGCAUUCGUUCAAAAACACGGAGGAAAGAUGGAUGUUCCACAAAGAGUGAUCCCUGCAGUCCUGCAAAUGUGCUUGUCCUUUACCUUGGUGGCAAGGCUUGCUCCUGACUGGAACAAAGCAGGACACUUACUUAUUCAUGGGAAGAACUUUUUGGGGAAAGAAGAAAAACAGAAUGCAGUUGUUUUGGAGCUGAAUGUUUCAGAGACCCAAUUGUGCGUUAGUGUGGAAGCUUCCACUAUUCGACUGACCCUGGCUAAGGUUGAAGAUUUUGACGUAUCAAUUGGAGUGCUAAAGAAUUUUUGCAGCAAGAGGAUUGCUGUAUUACCAAAACAUUUUAUUGGAAGUAAUUGGUGUUAUGUGUUGCCCAGUAUGAAGAAGGGGCAAAUUGUCAGCAUCAGCCAUGAGAUUCCACCAUACUGUCCUUUUCAAUCCUAUGGAGAUUUUCAGAAGCAUUGGACAAAUAUGUAUGGUUAUAAUCUCCCAGAGAUUAAAAGUGGCAGUGCUCUGUACUACACUGUAUACUUCAAAUUGAUUGGAGAGAAACUGUUUACCUACCCUUCUUGUUGUAUUAGAAGUGAACCUGUUCAGUUCUUCCCAAGGGUGGAUUUGGAAUCGGUUCUAACAUCCUUCUUUUCCGACUUUAAGAAAACCUUCCCUAGUCUCUGUGGAUCGCCAAUAAAAAUAACCAACAAACCUUACUAUACUACCAACGAGCUGAACGUUUCUCAGAUCGUUCAGUCAAGGCCUCCAAAUCUGACAACGAAGCCUGUCUUCAGUACUGCCUUAACACAGGUUCCAGCUGUUAAAAUUGCUACUAAUAAAACUACUUAUAUUUACUCAAUUGAUGGAAAUCAGAUGAGCACAAUCUUAGAUAACAAGCAGAUAAUAGACUCUACAGCAAGUUUGGAAGGAGAGCCCGUAGAUGCUGCUAGACUAUGUGGUAGUACAUUCAGAUCAACAGUAAAACCUGGAUUCGUUUUCCAUGAUCCACAAAGACAACCAAUCCAGGCUGCUAGGUUGAGCACCUUCCAUCAAAUGGAAAUGCAAUCUGGUUCCAGUAACCAUGCUUAUAGGUUUAUACCCAUAUUUAAACGCAAACUCAUUAAGCACGAUAAAGAGUUCAUAAGUUCACGAAUCCAUGAAAAUAAAACUAAGCAAAAUGAAAAUUCAAGGACAUUUUUAACUUUAAAUCCAUCAAACUCUAACAUAAAGGUAAAAACUCCAAAGAAUGUCCAAGAGCAGGAAUGCAGAAAUAAAGAAGAGGAUAUAUUUGAGGAAGCACAAAAGCAAAAGUCAAGUAUGUAUAUAAGUGUGGGAAAACCAAAUACCAAUCAGAUUCAGAAUUCAUAUUCAGAUACAGUGAAAAACGUGUGCAAGGAUACUCUGCUUCUUCAGUCAAACAUAAGACUACUAAAGCCUGGAGCCACACAACUUGGAAGUUUUCAAGAAAAAUGCAUGAGAAAUACACAAUUUAGAGACGAAAAUGCAAUUGGUAUUACAAGUUUUGAUGGAACAUGUACUAAAUGGAUUGACAACCCAAUGGAACAUCAACACAAACAAGUACUAGAUAUGUUUGAUACAAGGAAGCAAUUUAACCAUGAAAAGCAAACACAUUUUCACGAUCUCAGUUCAAAAUCUUUGACAGGAAGGAAUUUUUCAGAUAAAGGAACAGAAAAACGGAAAUGUGAAGAGAAGGCUACAGAUUCAAAACCAAAGAAACCCAAGGCCAAACCAGUUAUCCAGGAUGUUGAUGUGGAAAAGCAUGCAAAAAAUAAUCAGCUAUCUAAACUAAAUACUGUCACUCUCCACUCUUGGCUGAAAUGUCGUGGUGUUUCUGUGAAAACAAGGGACAAGAAAGAGCAGCUGGUUUCCAAAAUCAUGGAAUUUAUCAAAGGUCCACUGAAUUAAUUUGGGAAUAUUUGUUCAGUUGAUGCUCUGCACAAAGUGCAAUAGUGUAAGUUGUUAUGUUUGUUCCAUUCCUACAUUUAGCAUAUGCUACUUAUUGUUUUCUACUUAUAUCCUGUUGUCAUCUUACCUAUUCAGAAUUUGAUAAAAGUAAUUAUAUAAAUUAAUACACUUCAUAUAUAAAUUAAAUUAUUUGGCAGUAAUAGUGAUACAAAGCUAUUCAAUGACACUGUACCUAGCUAUAGUAACUAUUGUGCAAUUUAUUGGAAAUCAUUUUUUAAUCUUUGUUGUUAAAUUUUGUUAAUAUGAAUGGUGCCAAGCUAAUGAUAAUUCUCAUGGUAUAAUGUAUUUUUCAGUAAGUAUCAAACUCAUUGCGAUUGAUAGUGAUACACAUAUAAAUGGUCAUUAAUGUAAUUUUAUUUGCAUCUCCAAAUCUAUUUAAAUUAAAGAUUUUAAAUUAAAUGUUUUUCAUUUUCUGACUA
Leucoraja erinaceus (little skate) is the source of this 2765-nucleotide messenger RNA. RefSeq lists its product as uncharacterized. The transcript is spliced from 15 exons. Lineage: Eukaryota; Metazoa; Chordata; Chondrichthyes; Rajiformes; Rajidae. The coding region runs from base 145 to 2286 and encodes 713 amino acids. The record is from RefSeq and is a predicted model, not a curated record.